Penaeus chinensis is the source of this 1515-nucleotide messenger RNA. RefSeq names its product anion exchange protein 3-like. The record is from RefSeq and is a predicted model, not a curated record. The transcript is spliced from 12 exons. NCBI's taxonomy places the organism in Eukaryota, Metazoa, Arthropoda, Malacostraca, Decapoda, Penaeidae. The coding region runs from base 251 to 1432 and encodes 393 amino acids.
UUUGCACUUGUGGCGACUCGGGCAAGGGAGCAAACACGAGAUUCUUUUAUUCUUUUGUGCCUGGAAUUCGCCUGGAAAUCCCUGGACUUCCUUUAAGAGCGUCGCGGGAACUGAACCGAGAGAGAGAGAGAGAGAGAGACAGAUCUCGAAUGAAGGGAGGAACCACAUUCAGCUGUGCAUUCUCGACACCUUCGACGAAUUCCUUUGAUAGCUCUGCAUAAAUCGCUUGCGGUUUUGAAAUACUCUCAAGAUGUCUCGCAAAACUAAGCUUAAACCUACGGAACAGCUCAACGAAGACAUGGACAAGAUGUUUGAGGGUCAAGCCAGCGAAGAUUUCUCGCUUGACCAACUCUCUUCGGCAGCUGAUGCCACGGCCUCAUGGACCCCAGGCUAUAGUGAUGAGUCCCAAGUCCGCGAUAUGUCCGAGCUAAGGCUCCGCGAGAUGGAUAUUGACUAUCAUGGAAGUGACAGCUUCCCUCACAUGCACCACACUCUGAAGCCACACCACCAUCGUGUGCGCCGCAAGAGCCACCGCACUAGCGAUGAUGCCCCUCCCCCUUACUCUAGCAUUGAAAACAAGGAAGAGGCUGAUACUGGUGGUGCUGUGAGUUUUGAAGUAGGCGACCCUGAUCUGCCUGAAGGGUGGUCUGUUGGAAAACAUGUCAAGAAGGACACGAGCAAGCAGCUGCUAACACCCAGAAAGGACGAGGAGCAGCCAGAGAGUGACGAGGACGACGAGGAGUCUUCCCCUCUGCUUGGAGAGGACAAUAAGCUUAAACCUUGUAUCCGUUCUCCUGACUCGGAACCCCUGGCAUAUAUAGAUGACUCUUCUCGUAAGAAGACCCGCGUCCAGUUCGAUAUCGGUGAAGAAGAGAACCAUGAUUUGGAAAACAAAGAAGUUCCUCGGAAGAGGCGAAGCCACCGUCGCCGUCGCGACUCUGUGGAGGAUCCAUCCUGGCGCCGUCAUGCUGGAAGUGAGCAUGAACUGCAGACAUAUGCCUCCAAGGCCCUUCAUGAGGAGGUGGACUAUCUCAAGGAACAUGAUUUGGAUGACAUUGCAAGCCACAGGUUUGAAGACCCUAGUGCUUACAGGAGGCCACGCGUACGUGCUCGUUCAUCUGUGUCAUCAAUCAUUCACAUGAAUGAAGCUGGGAAUGAGAAAGCUGAUCGGCAGCAGCCCAUGGUCAAGAAGUCGUAUGAUCAUAGUCCGCAUGAGAUUUUUGUUGAACUGGAUGAGCUGCGCUACUCGGAGGGGCAUCUGGAGUGGAAGGAGACUGCUCGUUGGAUCAAGUAUGAGGAGGAUGUAGAGGACGUGGCUAACCGCUGGGGCAAACCCCACAUUGCCUUCCUCAACUUCCAUGCGCUCUUCUCCCUGCGCAAAGGCCUCGAUACAGGUAUGUUUGAUUGUGUUUCCUUCUUGGCCGAAUGGUGAGUUUUUGUUUUUGUUUUUGUUUUAUGUAUACGGUGAGGCGAAUAGCAUAGCCCGGGGUCUUUUGGCGUUUUCUUCCCGUUUUU